CCCUGGGGGGGGGGGGUUCCCAAAGUCCGGGGGGUAUCGAUGUCCUGGCUGGGAUCCCAAUGUCCAGAGGGCCAGCAGUGUCCUGAGGCUGCUGAUUCCCGGCAGGGCACCAAUUCCCCUGCGGGUUCCGAUGCCUUUGGAGUGUGACAAGCCAGCCCGUGGCCCCCCAGGCGAGGUGUCACCUCCACCUCCACACAGCCACAUCAACACCAACCGUUCCUCCGAGCCGCUCCCGCCUGGAAAAUCCCCCUUUUCCCCGUCGCCGCCAUCCCGGCAGCGUGCCGACAGCCGCCGAGCCCCUUCCCGCUCGCUCCAAAGGCAGCUCCUGCUUUUUGGAAGGCUCCUCACGGCAGGCAGCGUUGUCAGCGCUUCCCAGCGCCCCCCAAACUCCCCCCCGGGAAGAGAUUCCAAUCAUCCCGAGCUGCUGGAGCUGCUGCCGCGGCACGCUCAGGAUGCUGAGCUGGCUCGCAGCGCCCGAGGCAAGGCGGAUGCUCAAUCCGAGCCCAAAUCCCAUCCCUGGGAUCUCACGGCCUCCAGAGGCAGUCACGGCUCUGAGGGAGCCCCGUAUCCGUGGGGGUCACACCCCCUGGAUAACAGGACCUUUCCUAGAGGUACCCUGGGAUGUUUGGGGUGAAUCCCAAAUUUCAGGUUGAUUUAGGGGGAUUGAGGACCCUCCAGUGAGUCCUGUAGGAGCAGGCCUGGGAAUUGCACCCCUUUUCCAGGGAAUUUUCAAAGCCAAAAUGGGUGGGGGGCAGCUGCGGGACCCCCAUGUGGGAUAUCCCAACCGGGCCUGCUCCCACCAGGAUCAGCAGGACCCCUGGGAUAACCGGGGUGGGAACAAGUGGUGGCUACAGGGAGCACCCAGGUGCUGAGAUCCUGCUCGAGGCUUGGAGACUGGAGCAUCCAUGGAUGGUGGAACAGGACGGGAUGGGAAGUUCCAUCCGUGUCUCCUUCUAGCAGGAACACCGCGGGGUCAGUGGAAAACAGCUGCCUCAUUAGCAUGCCUGACCUGGAUUCGGAGCGAUUAAUUAGGGCACAAUCAAUCAACGCCUCUGCCCUCCCCAGCUCCUGCACCGCUGGUGCCCCAUGGGCCCUUGCAGGGGUGUAGGGUGUCCCUGGAAUGCCAGAACCCGGGAUGUGCCUGGAUAAAACCUUCCCCCAUCCCAUUCCUGGUGAUUUAGGGGAUGCCAGGAUGGGCAUCAACUCCUCUGCAGCCCCGGGGGGCUCGGGGACCCCCAGCUCUCCCUGGGCACUGGAUAUAUUCACCACCUCCCUUUCCCAGAGCUGUGGACAUCCUGGGAUUUGGCGGGAGCUGCACCCCACAAGUUUCUCAGCCCUUUCCCCUCGUGCUUGGCGGGACCCGGGGAGGCAACGGAGCCUUCAAACAGGGCCCAGAGGUGACGUCAAAAAACCACAGAGGGAGGAAAAACAGCCGGUUCCUGCCCGGGCCCCCUCCCUCGCCUGCUCCCGGCCGGGCAGCGGAGGCGGCGGAGCCUCCGGAGCCCCCCGUGCCCCCCAUCCCGCCACCGGAGCCCAUGGCAACCCGGCUGCCCAUCCUGUGCCUCCUGCUGGGAAUGUGGGCCGUCCCUGACCGUGGAGCAGCCACCUGGAUCCCUAGAGAGGCCCCCCUGAGACUCACCAGAGGCGGCUGCCGCUGCACUGGGAUACUGGAGGUGAACUGGGAAAACCAAUGGAGGCAAAUUUGCUGGGAGAGCGUGAGUGUGGACGACCUGGAUUGGAUCUGCCAGCGGCUGGAGUGUGGCCCCCUCUCCUCUGAGCCCCUGGAGCUCAUCAUUCCCACUGGGAAGGGGCCGCUCAGGCAGGCCAGGAGGUGCUGGAGGCCACCGCAGCUGCUGGGAUGCCACUGGGAGCUGGAGAACUGCACGGCACACGUUAUUGUCUCCUGCAGAGAGGCGGUGAAAACCACUCCCAAGCCCCCACCGGCGCCCCCAGCCACCACCCCAGAGCCCACAGGACCCCCCCGGCUGCGGCUGGUGGACGGCAAUUUCAGCUGCUCCGGCUUCCUGGAGCUGCACAAGCAGGGGCUGUGGGGGGCCGUGGCGAGCGUCCCGCACAUCUGGCCACACCUGGCCACCCUCAUCUGCCGGGAAUUGCGCUGUGGCACCGCUGGGAACAGCCACGGCGAGCCGGAUCCGGGGAUCCACCUGCCGGUGCGGUGGGAGGUGGUGGAUUCCUGUGGGAGCCACUCCCUGCUGGACUGCUUCAACAGGACCAGCUCCCGGGGGAAAACGCCUGCCUUCGUCACCUGCUCAGAUUCCCAGCCGCGGGCCCUGCGGAGGCUGGCGGCCGGCCCCACUCCCUGUGAAGGGGACAUCCAGGUAUUCCACGCAGGACGGUGGCGGGAUCUGUGUGACUCCGGAGCAGCGCGGCGAGCCGAGCGUGGCCGGCAGAUCUGCCGGGAGCUGGGCUGCGGGAAUCUCACUUCCAGCACGGAAAUCCGGGAGCCUCCCUCGACGGGAGUCACCUGUGGGAUCGGCCCCCUGCACCUCUGCCAGCCCAAGCUCGGGAACAUCCGGAGCUGCUCCCGGACCAGAGUCGUGUGCCAGGAUUCGAAGCCGCUUCCUGCCGGGACAUCCGCUGGAACCGUUGUGAGCAUCUGCCUGGCGCUGCUGCUCUUCCUCAUCCUUGUCCUGAUCUGUGGCCCUCCUGCCUACCGGAAGCUGAUGAAGAGAAUCUCCAAGAAGAAGCAGCGCCAGUGGAUCGGCCCCACGGGAGUCAACCAGACGGUGUCUUUCCACCGCUCCAGCACAGCGCCGAGGCCUCGGGGACACGGAGGGGACAACGACUACGCUCAGCCCCCCCCGAAGAGCUCCCAGCUCUCCGCUUAUCCAGCUCUGGAAGCAGCGUGCCGGCGUUCCAACCCCCCAGAUAACUCCUCGGACAGCGACUACGACCUGCACUCCGCCCGCAGGGUGUGAUUCCCUGCUUCCCAAAGGAGCUGAUCCCUUUGGGGGGGAUAUCCUGGCAUUCCAGAGCCCUUCCAGGAGCGCUUCCCAGCCUCCUCGUGGGAGAAAAGGAGGCUUUUGGGGUUCUUUUAAAGCUAUUUAUAGGAAUUUAAGAGGCAGGUGGGGUGCAAGGAGCCCUUUGGAAUAGUGGGAUCACCAGCUUCUCCAAACCAGGAUAAAGAGUUGGGAUGAUGGAUAAAGGAGAGGGACGCAAGGGUGGGAAUACUGGGAACAAGUCCGAGAUAUUUAACGACCAAGAAGUAGAAUAAAAUUCGGGUUUUGUACUAA
Messenger RNA from Corvus hawaiiensis (hawaiian crow), 3254 nucleotides. It is a transcript of the gene CD5, whose product is annotated as CD5 molecule. Gene Ontology annotation, cellular component: plasma membrane. The coding region runs from base 1185 to 2939 and encodes 584 amino acids. The transcript has 10 exons. The record is from RefSeq and is a predicted model, not a curated record. Lineage: Eukaryota; Metazoa; Chordata; Aves; Passeriformes; Corvidae. Gene Ontology annotation, biological process: T cell costimulation.